This is a messenger RNA of Cavia porcellus (domestic guinea pig), 4044 nucleotides long. RefSeq names its product prominin 1 (gene Prom1). The record is from RefSeq and is a predicted model, not a curated record. Gene Ontology annotation, molecular function: cholesterol binding. Lineage: Eukaryota; Metazoa; Chordata; Mammalia; Rodentia; Caviidae. Bases 342 to 2948 code for a protein of 868 amino acids. The transcript is spliced from 28 exons. Gene Ontology annotation, cellular component: cell surface; plasma membrane; microvillus. Gene Ontology annotation, biological process: camera-type eye photoreceptor cell differentiation; photoreceptor cell maintenance.
GGGGGUGAGUACGUUUAAGGGUCACCCCCACGCCGGCGGCUUCCUCUCUAGAUCUCGGUCCGGGACAGAGGAGGCCGCAACAGGUCUUCGGCGGCUGCCUGGGUUUCUGGGUUCGGCGGGCCUCCCGCAGUGUCCCGGGCUCCUGCAGACCCGCGGUACGGUGCCCGGAGUGAAUGAAUGCUGUGGAGAACGCUCUUCUACACAUCUUGCAGAAAGCCAGCCUGCCUAGGAGGCACAGAACACUGCAGAUCCUGGCCUAGGGGGUCUUUUCUGCACAGGAAGGUGAUCGUGUUCCCUGAGGCUUCCACAAGCUACCUCAUGUUUCAGAGAUUGCACUAGCCAUGGCCCUCACACUCAAUGUCCUGCUGCUGCUGCUGCUGCUGGUGCUGGGCGCGAACACUGGCUCAGGAGGGCAGUCUGCACCCACAGACAUCCCUGAACAUCUGCAUUAUGAGCUGCCUUCAGUGACCUAUGAAACCCCAGAUUCCCACGUACCCGGGCCCAUCGCUGGUCUCUUCCACAUGGUGCACGGCUUUGUCCAUGUGGUCCAGCCCCAGGAGUUCCCUGAAGAUAUUGUCAGAAAGAUCAUACAGAAGAACUUUGAGCCCUCAGCUGAUUUCAACAAGCCAGAAAAUGUAGUCUUGGCUUUGAAGGUUGCCUACUAUGAAAUUGGCGUUAUCGUCUGUGCUGUCCUGGGCCUGCUGUUCAUCGUUCUGAUGCCAGUGGUAGGGUUUUUCUUCUGUCUGUGUCGUUGCUGUAACAAGUGCGGUGGAGAGAUGCACCAGCGACAGAAGGAAAGUGGCCCCUUCCGGAGGAAAUGCUUUUCAGGCUCCCUCUUGGUGAUUAGUGUAAUUAUAAGCGUCGGCAUCCUGUUCGGCUUUCUGGCCAGCUUCCACAUGCGGGACUGGAUCCAAAGGACCCAGAGCCUGGCGGACAGCAAUCUCAAAGACUUUCAAAAGCUCCUGGGCGGAGCUCCGAAGCAAAUUAACUACAUACUGGCUCAGUUCAAUACCACCAAGGACAAAGCAUUCUCCGAUCUGGACAAUAUUAAUAACCUGCUUGGAAGCAAAAUUCACAACCGACUAGCAACCAAAGUGACUCCUGUUCUGGAUGACAUCAAGGUCACGGUGGCAGCCAUCAAAGUGACCAAGGAGGCCUUGGAGGGCAUGAACAGCAGCGUGCAGAGCCUGAGGCAGGGAAGCCAAGAUCUGCACAACAGCCUGACCAGCGUGAAAAACGACAUCCAAGGGGCGCUGGGCGGUGAUGAGUGCAGAGCAGGCCCAGCAGUGCAGACCUGCAAUGACAUCAGGGCAUCUCUAGACCAGCUGGAGGGCACCCCCGGCCUGGACCAACUCCCAUCUGUGGAUACAGAACUUCAAAACAUUGGUAACAUUUCUACAAGCAAUUUGGAUGGCCUAGUCAACCUGGGAUAUGCCUUCCUGGAUUCUGUACCUGAGGAGGUGAAAAACCAAACUGAAGGGGUCGUGCAAGAUAUCAAAAAUGUCCUGAAUGGCAUUAGUGUAGACAUCAGGAGUGUGGCGGAAUACCCUAUCACGGCCACGCUGUCCAAUUUCACGGGUUACAUCAAUGACACUGAGACUUACAUCCGACGGAAUUUGCCCAAGUUGGAGGAAUAUAACGCAUACUGGUGGCUCGCAAGCUUGAUCAUCUGCUUCCUCCUGGCCCUCAUCGUGGUCUUUUGCUUCCUGGGCUUGUUGUGUGGCAUUUGCGGCUUUGACAAGCAUGCUACCCCGACGAGCAGAGGCUGUGUGUCCAACACGGGAGGCAUCUUCCUCAUGGUUGCGGCUGGAUUAUCUUUCCUCUUCUGCUGGCUAUUGAUGAUCAUCGUUGUUCUUACUUUUGUCAUUGGUGUAAAUAUGGAAAAAUUGGUCUGUGAACCUUAUACAAAUGGGAAGUUAUUCCAAGUUUUGGACACCCCCUACUUACUAAAUAAGGAAUGGGAAUAUUAUCUCUCUGGCAUUGUACUUAAAAACCCAAAUGUUAAACUCACUUUUGAACAAGUUUACAGUGAUUGCAAAAAUGAUAAAGGCAUUUACACCACACUGAAGCUAGAGAACUACUUCAAUGUCAGUGAGGAGCUCAACAUUCAGAAGCAUACUGGAAACAUAAUCAAUGAACUUGAAAAUCUGAAUUUAAAUCUUGAUAAUGUUGUUCUGCUGGAUGCAGAAAGAAGAAAAAACCUUCAGGCCUUCGCAACUUCUGGAAUACAGGAUAUAGACUACAACACCUACCUGGCCCAGACUGAUAAAACCCCUGUAAAAGUGAAUCUUUUAUUAUUUGCACGUGACCUAGAAGCAAAAGUAAAUCAUUUGCCCCCAGGAAAUAUGAAAGAUACCCUCCAAGCCCAAGUAGAGAAUAUUCGAAGGACUCACCAUCAGCAAGUCCUUCCUAUGGAACAGUCACUGAGCAAUUUAAAGAAAAAUGUCAGGAUACUUCAAAGCACAAGCAGUGGACUGAAGGAGAAAAUGGACAAGAUCCUCAUCUCUCUGGAUGCUGCUCAGAGCUUUGUCUCAAACAACAUCUCCUCUAUUAUUGUUGAAGAAACUAAAAAGUAUGGGAAGAUAAUACUGGGACACUUUGAGCGAUAUCUCCAGUGGGUCAAGGAUGCUAUUACUGAGAAAAUGUUAUCCUGCAAGCCCGUGGCUACCGCCCUGGAUUCUGCUGUUGAUGUCGUUCUGUGUGGCUACGUUGUCCACCCUCUGAAUUUGUUUUGGUUUGGCAUAGGACAAGCUACUGUGUUGUUACUUCCGACAAUCAUCUUUGCUGUGAAGCUGGCCAAGUACUAUCGUCGAAUGAACUCCGAGGACGUGUAUGAUGAUGUUGAAAUUCUACCUAUGAAAAAUAUGGAAAAUGGUAAUAAUGGUUAUCAUAAAGAUCAUUUAUAUGGUGUUCACAACCCCGUUAUGACAAGUGCAUCACGAUAUUGAUAGCUGAUGUUGAAAUGGCUUGAGCAGCAAGACUCCCAAAGUGGAAAGGCUCACAGACUGCUGGUGGUGUCCCGGCCUAUCUACAAGAACUUUCCAGAUCCAGGAGGAACUUUGGUGGCAGCACUGACCCAGGCGGCCCUGAGGGGGCAGUGUCAUUGGUCUCCGGGUGGUACUUGGUUAAGAAUGAACACGAUCACAUUUACUGUGUGUCCAUUAUUAUUUAAGUAUAGUUCUCCCCUCCCAUGUUUAUUUUUGUUUUGUACUAUUUUUACAGCAAAUUCCUUUGCAGACACUACAAUAUAUGAGUGUUUGUUCCCACCAGACACGUUUCUAUGUCUGACAGCUGUUCAGAUGAGGUAACUGAGUUCCUGACUUACUCCCACAUGUGGAGUGUGCUACCCCCAUACCAGUUUACAUAACAGAUGUAUUUUUUUGUAUAGUAAAUUGUAUAUACCUUUUAGCCAAGAAGAGUUUUUUAAACAAAUGACUACAGCAGUCUUCUAAACGAGCUUACUAUCAGGUCAGUAUUGACUUACUGGUGCUGUUGGAAGUAGUUCAUUUUCACUAAAAGUGGGGUGAAGCCUGCAGCAUAUCUUUCCACUUGGAUUUGCACCUGCUUUGUCAAUGAUUUUUAUGAUGCUUAGAUAUAGAACAUGAGCAGUCACAGAGAAAUCAGCUUCGCUUCUCCACUGGAAAUUCAAAGAGAAAGGGAAGAAAUAAUUUGAGCGAAGGCAGCAAUCAGUGCUCAUCAGACAGUGGAGUUGUGUUAAAACAUUCCCAUCACGGUGUGCUCUUUGAUGGAGUUUUUUCAUUCAUAAGGAUAGGCAUCAGCUGGAGUGUCGGUCAAUUAUGGGGCAAUGAAAUACUAGGAGAGCUUGUUGUGAUUCUUAGAUUUUGUAUCCAGCAUAAAUGAAGCCUUUGCAUUUGGUCCCAUGCGAGUACAAGAUCAGUAUGUAUUUACUUUGGCUGUUUGGGUUGGCUUUGUUAUUUCCAAAAGUGACCAGCAGUGAAAAGCUGGUCAAACCAAAGUGAGCUUCUUUCCAUGUUCACAUCACUGUGUUGAUCCAUUUCAAUAAAAAAGGAGCUUGAAAACGUG